Messenger RNA from Parnassius mnemosyne (clouded apollo), 891 nucleotides. Lineage: Eukaryota; Metazoa; Arthropoda; Insecta; Lepidoptera; Papilionidae. The record is from the annotation of a GenBank genome assembly.
AUGUGUCGCCUCUUUGUGCCCUUAGUGAUUCUGUUGUGUUCAGACUUAGGACUUUGUUAUGUAAACCUUGCUGAUGUAGAAUGCGGAGUGCAAACUGCCCGAAGAGGUCGAAUAGUUGGAGGAAUUGACAGUCUACCCGGUGAAAUCCCAUGGGCUGCCAGUGUGUGGCGUCAAGGAACCCAUCAGUGUGGUGCAACCGUUAUUCAUGAUAGAUGGCUUUUAACAGCAGGUCAUUGCAUUUGCAGUGUUUUCGACGAGUUCUACAAAUCGAAACAAUUAACUGUCGUCGUGGGCUAUACAGACAUCUCUAGAAACGAUGUGAACCAGCCCUUGUCCAAAAUUAUCCCGCACCCUGAAUACAGAUGUAAUAGAAAGUCGAAUGAUGUAGCUCUGUUGAAAACGCUCCGCCAAUUGAUUUGGACUAGUGAGUUACGCCCUGCAUGUUUGCCGCAAGCAUCUUCUUCAGAUUUUAGCGGUGUUCAAGCCACUGUAGCAGGUUGGGGUUUCACGAACGAAGACAGGGGAAUAGGUUCCAGGCCCAAUAUUCUGCAGAAGACAGAUGUAGUCGUCGUUACUAACGAUGAAUGCAACAACUGGUAUGAGUCACAAGGUAGCAAGGUGAAGAUAAUUUCCACUCAAAUGUGCGCUGGAUACGAACAGGGAGGCAGGGACUCUUGCUGGGCUGACAGCGGUGGUCCACUGAUGGUGCGAGGAAGCAAAGGUCAUUCUAUGGUAGUUGGAGUGGUCUCAACUGGAAGUGGCUGUGCUCGAGCAAAAAUGCCAGGCAUUUAUACAAGAGUAUCCAGAUACACGGAUUGGAUUGUGGAUAAUGUGAAUAAUGAUAAUUUGAGAUCUGGGUUCAGAUUGUUCCAAAGGAGAAGAUUGUUCUGA